AUGUCCACUGAACCCAGCAUACCGGAGGUAUCGCAAACCGAGCGCCAUGGCUACCUCUUCGGCCACCCAAUCGCACACUCGAUGUCGCCUUUAUUACACAAGACUGUUUACGACAACCUAGGGUUAAACUGGGCACAAUAUCCUUUGGAGUCGAGAGACAUGAGCUUGUUCCUACAACUGAUCAAACAUCCUCAUUUCUACGGAGCUUCGGUGACAAUGCCUCACAAAGUCGCGAUACUCAAACACCUUGAUGGUCUUACAGAAGAGGGACAGGAUGUAGGCGCAGUAAAUACCCUCUUCAUCCAAGAAGACGCUUCUGGAAAUCGGUUGUACAUGGGUACCAAUACCGACGUGAUAGGCAUAAGGGAUGCGUUCGCAUACAACGUAGAACCAACCAAGUUUGAGAACAGGCCAGCGUUGGUGAUCGGCGGAGGCGGUGCAGCAAGAAGCGCAGUCUACGCGUUGAGAAAAUGGAUGAAGGCCAGCGCGAUAUAUCUCGUGAGUUUUAUACUACAAAAGAUUCAAGGUUUGAAGAUGAUGCUGAUAGUAAACUCUCAGGUCAACCGGGACCCAUCAGAAGUCGAAGCUGUAAUAAGCGAAUGCACAUCCCGCGGCUAUGGCGACUCUCUCGUCCACGUUUCCACCGUCGCACAAGCACAGAGUAUAGAGGGUGUUGGUGCAAUCGUAGCCUGCGUACCAAACUUUACACCCGUCACACCAGCUGAGACUGAGGCGCGGCAAGUUCUUGAAUGCUUUUUGGCGAAACCACACAAGGGAGCGCUACUAGAGAUGUGUUACCAUCCGACCACUUGGACGGAGAUCGCAGAGGUAGGAAAGCAGAAUGACUGGCAGAUUGUGCUGGGAACGGAGGCAUUAAUAUACCAGGGACUGGAACAAGAUCGCUAUUGGACCGGAAAGGCAGUAGCUGAGUUGCCAGUUGAGAAGGUGCAAGAAGCUAUCGCCAGGAAGCUGAGCGAGGCAAGAUUGUAG
Messenger RNA from Alternaria burnsii, 990 nucleotides. Its product is annotated as nad-binding protein. The record is from RefSeq and is a predicted model, not a curated record. Gene Ontology annotation, molecular function: shikimate 3-dehydrogenase (NADP+) activity. The coding region runs from base 1 to 990 and encodes 329 amino acids. The transcript has a single exon. NCBI's taxonomy places the organism in Eukaryota, Fungi, Ascomycota, Dothideomycetes, Pleosporales, Pleosporaceae. Gene Ontology annotation, biological process: chorismate biosynthetic process; shikimate metabolic process.